Molecule: messenger RNA, 1914 nt
Organism: Arabis nemorensis
Lineage: Eukaryota; Viridiplantae; Streptophyta; Magnoliopsida; Brassicales; Brassicaceae
Source: the annotation of a GenBank genome assembly
AUGGGUUGCUUCCAAUCCAAGCAUUCUUCUCCGGCUGGUGCUCCUCGCCCUAUCCGCCGCCGUUCAGACAACUCCGUCCACCGAAGUCAUCCCCAAAACCACCACAACAACCGCCAUGUUCUUCCCGCUCCGCCUUCUCACCGCCGUGUCAUCAACUCAUCUCCGAAAAAACAUCGAAAUAAUGACGAUGAUGCUCCACGAUCGAGGACGACCGGAGUUAGCUUGAGAUCAGGCUUGUCUCACGGCAAUGUAGAGGCUGAGCAGGUGGCGGCUGGUUGGCCCUCCUGGCUCAGCUCCGCUGCACCGGAGGCCGUUCAUGGGUGGGUCCCAUUACGCGCCGAGGACUUCGAGAAAAGAGAGAAGAUCGGGCAAGGGACGUAUAGCAACGUGUUCCGGGCUUGUCAGGUAUCGACGGGACGAGUUAUGGCUUUAAAGAAAAUUCGUGUCCAAAAUUUUGAAACUGAAAACAUAAGAUUCAUAGCGAGAGAAAUUAUGAUUUUGAGAAGAUUAGAUCAUCCAAACAUCAUGAAACUCGAAGGGAUCAUCGCGUCACGGAAUUCAAACAGCAUGUACUUUGUGUUCAAUUACAUGGAACACGAUCUCGAAGGCUUAUGUUCAUCUCCUGACAUCAAAUUCACCGAGGCACAGAUCAAAUGCUACAUGAAGCAGCUUCUUUGGGGAGUAGAACAUUGUCAUCUACGAGGGAUUAUGCACAGAGACAUUAAAGCCGCAAACAUUUUGGUAAACAACAAAGGGAUUUUAAAGCUAGCUGAUUUCGGAUUAGCCAACGUUGUAACACCAAGAAACAAGAAUCAGUUAACGAGCCGAGUUGUGACGCUAUGGUAUCGUGCACCGGAACUUCUAAUGGGAUCGACGAGUUAUAGUGUAUCAGUCGAUCUUUGGAGCGUUGGAUGUGUUUUCGCCGAGAUUCUUACCGGAAGACCUCUGCUAAAAGGAAGAACAGAGAUUGAACAACUUCACAAGAUCUAUAAACUCUCUGGAUCACCAGAUGAAGAGUUUUGGGAAAAGAACAAGCUUCAUCCUCAAACCAAGAUGUUUAGACCACAACAUCAAUAUGAAGGUUGUCUGAGAGAAAGAUUUGAGGAGUUUCCGAAAACCGCAAUUAAUCUUCUGGAGAACUUAUUGUCUAUUGAUCCAGAGAAACGAGGCACUGCUUCUUCGGCUCUUAUGUCAGAGUACUUUAACACAAAACCUUACGCUUGUGAUCCAUCAACGUUACCUAAGUACCCUCCUAACAAAGAAAUGGAUGCUAAGUACCGCGAAGAACUUCAACGAAGGAGACGAGUUAAUAUUAAGAAAAGAGAUAACUUGGCACCUAAGAAAUCUGGGAAAUCACGUAGAACAAUCAAAGAGCCUACAAAUCUCAACAAAAUGCCAACCCAACAGGAGACGAAGAAGGAAACCGAGACAGAAAUCAUUCUUCAGACACCAUCAGAGACAUCUCAAGUUACCACUCGAAGCGAGUUUCCGUACAACAGUUUAUCUCACACCACGGCUCCGGCAAGCGGGUUCGCAUGGGCUGGGACGAAGAAGAGGAAAGAAAACGACGUAGCUUCGACGCUAACUUAUAAUCAGCCUCCAGGAUCUGCGAGCCACAUUAGUGGAAUGAGCAUGGCUUUUGCUAAGAACACUUUCGGGUUAACGAUAAACGAAGACAAACCAAGCUUUCUUAGGCCACAAGUUUCUCUAGACUCAUCAGAUGUGUUGUUGUUCUCUGGCGUGCAUCACAAGAAAUCAGAAGAAGAUACGAUGAAUCAUUUGGAUUUGGAUUUGACGAAUGUUGGGGCAAAUCCGAAGAUUUUCCAAACUAAUGGGAUGAAUGAGAUAUUACGGAGGACAGAAAGUGAUGUUAGAGUUGGUGUUCGAAAACCGCCACGGAUAGAAAGAGGUUAA